AUGGAAACAACGACGAUCUCCACCUCCAACGUAUGCAACUCUAUUUUAGCGAAACUUACUCAAGACCUAAACACUGGGAAUCUUGGAGAAAUUCUACAUUCUUGUGGAAAGCCCACAAUCUAUUUACUUGGCGACUGUAUAACAGAUUUGCAUUCUCUGGAAGGAAAUAUUAAUGAUAGCAAAAAUAGAGCAAAAUUAAUACAUUUAAAAGUUGGCUCACUCAUUGACUUGUCUUCCGAAAAGUUUCAUUCGUAUACCUUUCGCGAAGUUCCACCCUGUUGGAGACAAUUACACACUGACGCAAGUCUUGUAAAAAGUAUCUGUGAAGUUCAUUUGGCGAAAAUUAUACAAAAGGAAAGCGAGCAAAACAAAAUUGAUGACGACGCGAUAAAGAAUGCUUGGAAACAAGUGAUAAAGACUUUGGAUAUGACGUUGCUAAUGUCAGGUGCACUUGGCAAGGGAAGAAAGGAUUUGGUCUUGCAAUUGAUUUCAGUGGUCGAGAAAAAACUCAGAAAAGAUGAGAAUAGCAGUAAAAGUUUUUCUAUUACAAGACCAACUCCAUUCAUAAUUAAAUCUUCGAUUUCGCAUUGGCCCGCGCUCUCAACGCGACCAUGGUCGAAUAUUGAUUAUUUAUUAUAUGCCGCGGGCGAAGAACGUAUAGUGCCAGUUGAGAUUGGUGCAAAGUACACUGAGGAAACUUGGACACAAAAAUUAAUGGGAUUUGGUGAAUUCGUUAGAAAACAUAUCAUAAAAAAUCAUGAUUCUUCACAAGAAACCUCCGAUAAUAAUAAUAUUUCGUAUCUUGCUCAACAUAAUUUAUUUGAUCAAAUUCCCCGUCUCAAAGAAGAUAUCUUAGUUCCCGACUACUGCUUUGUGGAUACUGAACCUUUAGAUAAUGUUAUUAUAAACGCAUGGUUUGGACCGAAAGGCACUAUCUCGCCAAUGCAUACCGAUCCCUAUCAUAAUCUUUUGGCACAAGUUGUCGGAGAAAAAUAUAUAAGAUUGUAUGCCCCGGAAGAAACACCCAACGUCUAUCCAUUUGAGAAUGAUGAUCUACUGAAAAAUACAAGCCAGGUUGACGUUGAGAAUCCAGAUAUGCAACAAUUUCCUAAAUUUUCUUCUGCGCAAUAUGUUGAAUGCAUGCUGCGCCCUGGCGAUCUUUUGUACAUACCACCAGGAUGCUGGCAUUACGUUCGAUCUCUGAGUGUAAGUUUCAGUGUAAGUUUCUGGUUUUAA
This is a messenger RNA of Ambispora gerdemannii, 1236 nucleotides long. NCBI's taxonomy places the organism in Eukaryota, Fungi, Glomeromycota, Glomeromycetes, Archaeosporales, Ambisporaceae. The record is from the annotation of a GenBank genome assembly.